Messenger RNA from Sporisorium graminicola, 372 nucleotides. RefSeq lists its product as uncharacterized. The record is from RefSeq and is a predicted model, not a curated record. The coding region runs from base 1 to 372 and encodes 123 amino acids. NCBI's taxonomy places the organism in Eukaryota, Fungi, Basidiomycota, Ustilaginomycetes, Ustilaginales, Ustilaginaceae. The transcript is spliced from 2 exons.
AUGGAGUCUUCAAUAGAUCAAGUCGCUGCAAAGUGUGGCAAGCAGCUCGACACUUUUCAGCGCUGCAUCCUCGCCAACCAGCAAAACCCUGGCGCAUGCGAGCCAUACAAGGCCGAACUCUCACGCUGUGCUGCUGCGGCCGUCCCGCUGCUCAACGAGAUCAAAAAUCGAUGCGUCUCCCAAGUGAUUGCGUACGACAAGUGUCUCGAACAGUACACGUCCAAAGGCGACGCCGAGCUAGAGAAGAAUUGCACGCCCAAGUUGCGCGAUCUGUGGUUCUGCACCGAAAAGGUCAAGCGCGAGAUCGAGAGCAAGGACAACUUUGAGCUGCAGAAGAGCAGGCAGGCGGGCAAGGAGGCGCUCUCAAAGUAA